AUGAUUGCAACUGGCGCAUUAAGCCUCGUAAUAGGAUUGGCCGAUGUUAGAUAUUACUUUCACCUUCAACUAUCACCUCACAUAUCACGGGACCAUCAAUAUUGGCGACUGUUAACAAACCAGCUUGCAUUCACCAACUCAAGCGAGCUCUUGUUGGGCCAGAUAAUACUUUAUAAUGUAGCAGUAGGGAUCGAACGGACGUUUGGGAGCCACAAAUAUUUUUCCUUCCUAAUCGCGGCUGCCUUGGUCUCAACGCUGCUCAACUUUUCCUCCUUGAUUGCGCUUCAUCGAUUCGGGCUCAACUAUAUCCCUGCUGGCCCAAUUGCGAUUUUAUUCGCGAUAAUUUAUCAAUACGAACGUCUGGUGCCAUCAGCAUACAAUUUCCGCAUACUUGGGAUUACCAUGUCCAACAAGGCAUUCACAUAUUUGACCGCAUUUCCAAUGGUUAUAUCGCACAUGCCCGGUAGUGCGCUGGUGACACUGACCGGAAUUGCUACAGGGGCGUUAUACCGUUCGGACAUUACUAAUCUUAAAUCGUACCGGGCUCCUCCUUGGUUUGUAUCGACAAUUUCAUCCCUAGUGGGGGCCUCUCGCGCUCCUCACAUGCCGAGGCGUGCGAUCCCAGGCGAACGUCCACCUUUUUCCACAGAACAAGUGGUGACCCGGAGAAGAGUCAACGAGCCUAGAGAAGAAAGUGACGUCCGUACUGAUGUAAAUACUGCUAACGGAACCGCAAGAGCUGCCACAGGCUCGAGCAGCGGGUCGGUCAUGAGAGAAUGGGUUGAUGAACUGACUGGAAGAAGGGAUGGGGGAAGGGUUCCGACCGCGGCUGAGAUCGCUGAGUUAACUUCUGUGUUUCCUCAUGCCAGUAGAGAGGAGAUAAUCUCUGCACUUCAAAGAAGCCAAAGUGUAGAUCAGGCUGCAAGCAUAUUGUUAACAGGUUCAUCAUAG
Molecule: messenger RNA, 951 nt
Organism: Rhizoctonia solani
Lineage: Eukaryota; Fungi; Basidiomycota; Agaricomycetes; Cantharellales; Ceratobasidiaceae
Product: CUE domain protein
Exons: 5
Coding region: 1-951 (316 amino acids)
Molecular function (GO): serine-type endopeptidase activity
Source: RefSeq, a predicted model, not a curated record